Rubroshorea leprosula is the source of this 2676-nucleotide messenger RNA. The record is from the annotation of a GenBank genome assembly. Lineage: Eukaryota; Viridiplantae; Streptophyta; Magnoliopsida; Malvales; Dipterocarpaceae.
AUUAACUUGACUAUGCUUCUUUUUCUGCAAUUACUUUUUGAGAGUUUCUCUCUCUAAAGAGUAUUGUUGACUUGAGUAUCGGAGUGUUUUUUUCGAAAAAAUAUCAUUGAGAUUUUCAAGUGUUAAAGUCGUUGAAAAUCUCUAUGAUGUAGAUUGCCCAUUAGAUUUGAGUGGGUCAAAUUUUACUCUAUUGGCAUCAAUAUGCUUUAAUAAUGAUGAAAGGGGGAAAUGUUGCCGCUAUAUGAAUGCUUUUGUUUCAGUUUCUGUUGCUCGCUAUGCAAAUGUGACAGGCAACCUAGGAGUUCCUCCCGAUCUGUCUGAUGUUUGCAUACGUUCCGUAUUGCAAAGAAUGGAAUUGUAUGGAGUUCCACGGAAUGCCACAAUUUUCUGUGGGUUUGGGACAAAAAUUCUUGUUAGUUAUGAUUGUAGGGGUCGAACAUCUGUCACACAGAUGAUUGAGUCUCCUAAAUUUGUCAACGUAACAGAAAACUGUAAAGUGCCUCAUCUGCAGGAGACUAAUUGUAAGAAGUGUUUAAAUGCUGGCAUCAUAUACCUUCAUCAUCUCGUUGGUGCAGAUGAUAAUAUGACAUUGAGUACUUGCCGAGAUGCUACUUUUUCGGCACUUGCAAGCCAAGUUGACAAUAUUUCUGCUGCUGAAAUUGCAAAUUGUUUCUUUCAAGUUCAGGCAUUUAAUAUUCCACCAGUGUCAGAUUCAUCCCCCUCUGUGCUUGUGCCGGAGGCUUCUCCAAGUCCAUUGUUAGCUGCCAGUCCAAGUCAACUCAUGUUGGGGGUACCUCUAAAACAAAAACAGCAUUCCUACCACCUGACGUUAAUUCAAGGUGUUGGCAUUGCAGUUACACUGGUGGCCGUCAUCAUGCUGUUGUUUCUGAUAGUUCUCAUUCGCCAGAAAAGCAGAGAGCUAAAGGAUUCUGAGAGUAUGGAUAAGAAUCCUUCAAAACUUUUUCCUUCUCUUCGGCCCAUGAGAAAAAUUCAAGAAGGUGCUUCGUCAAUGUUCCGAAAAUACAGCUACAGGGAAACAAAGAAGGCCACUGAAAAUUUUAGCACUGUCAUUGGACGUGGAGGAUUUGGGACUGUGUACAAGGCUGAAUUUAGUGAUGGUUCAGUAGCAGCAGUUAAGCGGAUGGACAACAUUUCAGAGCAGGCAGAGGAUGAAUUUUGCAGAGAGAUAGAACUUCUUGCCAGGUUGCAUCAUCGUCAUCUUGUUGCUCUAAGAGGCUUUUGCAUUGAAAAGCAUGACAGGUUUCUCAUGUAUGAGUUUAUGGCAAAUGGGAACCUAAAGGAUCAUCUUCAUUCCCCAGGAAGGUCUCCUCUGAGUUGGGAGACCAGAAUCCAAAUUGCCAUUCAUGUUGCUAACGCUCUGGAGUACCUCCAUUUCUAUUGUGAUCCACCGCUAUGUCAUAGAGACAUCAAAUCAAGCAACAUCUUAUUGGAUGAGAAUUUUGUUGCAAAGGUUGCAGAUUUUGGCCUUGCCCAUGCUUCAAAAGAUGGUUCAAUUUGCUUUGAACCAGUUAACACUGAUAUCAGGGGAACUCCAGGUUACAUGGAUCCUGAAUAUGUGGUCACUCAAGAGCUCACUGAGAAAAGUGAUAUCUACAGCUAUGGCGUGCUAUUGCUGGAAAUAGUGACUGCAAGGCGGGCAGUAGAAGAUGGCAAGAAUUUAGUAGAAUCAUCCCAGUUUUUCUUGGCAUCGGAGGCAAGAGUAACAGAGCUUGUAGACCCCCGAAUUAAGGAAUCCUUUGACUUAGACCAACUUCAGAUGGUUGUGACCAUUGUGAGAUGGUGCACCCAGAGAGAAGGCCGUUCUAGGCCUUCCAUCAAACAGGUUCUCCGGCUUUUGUAUGAGAGUUCAGACCCAAUGCAAAGUGGAUUUAUACAAGCUGUGGAAGAUGAAGAGUAUGAAGGAAAUGAAGGGAAGGGAAGAACUAGUAGAGGGAAAUCACAUAGGAGUGGGCCUAUUUUUCACAGUGGGGAUGCAAGAUAUCUUCCUUCUUCUUCAAGUACAUCUAGGUCAUAUUGUAGCAGAAGCUUUUUACUUGAGACUGGUUCACCGCAAUCUCCCCCAAAUAUGCUCUCCCUUUGAGGUAAUUCAUUUGUUCUCGAGAUGACAACCACUGGGGAGACUUGAGCCACUUAGACCAAGUCAUGGUUGAGAAUCAAAAGUCGUUCUUUUGUAGAGCAACCCAACAACUUUUGAGCUUAUAUGUAGAAAGGAAAACAAGACAGGAGAUGAAGAGAAGACAUGUUAAAAUUUUCCAUCUUCUGUUCUUAAAGUUUUUGGAGAAUUCUGGCAUAAAUGUUAUGUUCUUGGCCUGCAUUAUUGAAUUUGAAAGACUGGAAAUUGCCAGAAUUCGGUUAUGAGGACUAACCAUGUCUGCACUUGGAUAAGAAAAAGUACUAUAAAAUCACUGUAUCUUCUUUUAUCUCUUGAAGAUGUAGAUGAGUGAAAAUAAGGGGUAGAAUUUUGGAUUUCUGAAAGGAUUGGUUUUAGUUUGACAACUAGAUUUGUACCUCUGUUAUUUAGAGUUAGAUUUUGGAUUUUGUGUGUAAGAACAUAAUUCUUUGUGACAUUUAAUCCGAGCAUGGAUUGUCUACCUUGUCAUGUAUCUUGUUUAGUCAUUUAGAGUCAGAUUUUUGGAGUAAAAAUAAGAUGAUUCU